Molecule: messenger RNA, 577 nt
Organism: Chenopodium quinoa (quinoa)
Lineage: Eukaryota; Viridiplantae; Streptophyta; Magnoliopsida; Caryophyllales; Amaranthaceae
Exons: 1
Coding region: 13-549 (178 amino acids)
Source: RefSeq, a predicted model, not a curated record
UCUCCUUUUUGGAUGAGAGAUUAUAUUGGUAUUUCUAUUAAUGAUCAGCAUUGGUGCAAUAUAGUAAAAUUUUAUGAGAUGCCAUCACCCUUCAGAGCUCUAGUCUGUCAUGCUAGUCAAAUUUCGAAACCCUGCAGCUAUUUGGAAGCUUCACAGGAUGAGAGAUGGGUUGAAGCUAUGAGGAAAGAUAUAAAUGCUCUUGUAUCUAAUGGAACUUGGGAGCUUGUGAAACUUCCUAAAGAGAAGAAAGCCAUAGGAUGCAAGUGGGUGUUCAAGGUAAAAUUGAAAGCAGAUGGUUCAGUAGAGAGAUUCAAGGCAAGAUUAGUUGCCAAAGGAUUUACACAGAGGUAUGGCAUCGAUUUUGAAGAGACAUUUUCUCCAGUUGUUAAAAUGGCAACUGUCAGAUGUCUUUUAUCUCUUGCAGCAAGUAAAGGGUGGAAUUUGCAUCAGCUUGACAUAAAUAAUGCAUUUCUGCAUGGUAAUCUCUCUGAAGAAGUACAUAUGAGAGUUCCUGAGGGUGUUCCAAAUCCACACUUGUUUGCAGAUUGAGAAGAUCCUUAUAUGGUUUAAAACAAGC